Ornithorhynchus anatinus (platypus) is the source of this 4997-nucleotide messenger RNA. It is a transcript of the gene KDM4A, whose product is annotated as lysine demethylase 4A. Gene Ontology annotation, molecular function: histone H3K36 demethylase activity; histone H3K9 demethylase activity. The transcript is spliced from 22 exons. Lineage: Eukaryota; Metazoa; Chordata; Mammalia; Monotremata; Ornithorhynchidae. Gene Ontology annotation, biological process: chromatin remodeling. The record is from RefSeq and is a predicted model, not a curated record. Bases 370 to 3576 code for a protein of 1068 amino acids. Gene Ontology annotation, cellular component: nucleus.
GUGGGUGUGUGUAAGGAUGUCAGGAAAGGUGGCGAGGAGCAGGAAUUAACCGGAGGAACAGCCUGGAAAGGGGAGAGAAAAGGGUGGGAACGGGAUGUGCCCAACCAUGGCCAAGAGGGUUAGGGGAGGCCCAAGCCUGGCUAGCCUGUGGCCCCCGAAGUGGAAGCUCUGUUGAAGGGGCUUUAAUUCUUAAUUCUUUUUUUUUUUUUUAAAUCCCCUCAUCGUCCCUCUUCAGCCUCCAGGCGCAUCAUCAUAAGCCCCCCCUGGAGUCGUCAAGAAGAGCACAGGCCUCGAACCCCGGUGGCUUCUGGGAGAACAAACCAAACCACAAUUUUCACCUGGACAAAGUGACAUCAAAGGAGAAGAAAAAUGGCUUCAGAGUCUGAGAGCUUGAAUCCCAGUGCCCGGAUAAUGACUUUUUAUCCCACCAUGGAGGAGUUCCGUAAUUUCAGUCGCUAUAUUGCCUACAUAGAAUCCCAAGGAGCUCACCGGGCCGGGCUGGCGAAGGUAGUUCCUCCGAAGGAGUGGAAACCACGCACUUGCUAUGAUGAUAUUGAUGAUUUAGUCAUCCCUGCCCCUAUCCAGCAGGUGGUGACCGGUCAGUCGGGCCUCUUUACCCAAUAUAAUAUUCAGAAGAAAGCGAUGACCGUUCGAGAGUUUCGCAAAAUAGCCAACAACGAUAAGUACUGUACCCCACGGUAUAGUGAGUUUGAAGACCUCGAACGAAAAUAUUGGAAAAACCUUACAUUUAAUGCCCCCAUAUACGGUGCUGAUGUGAAUGGUACACUGUACGAUAAGCACGUGGACGAAUGGAAUAUCGGCCGGCUGAACACAAUCCUGGACGUGGUGGAGAAUGAGAGUGGGAUAACCAUUGAAGGAGUGAACACCCCCUACCUCUAUUUUGGCAUGUGGAAGACUUCCUUUGCCUGGCACACAGAGGACAUGGAUCUGUACAGCAUCAACUAUCUGCACUUCGGGGAACCCAAAUCCUGGUAUUCCAUUCCUCCAGAGCACGGCAAGCGUCUGGAACGCCUGGCCAAAGGUUUCUUUCCCGGGAGCGCUCAAAGCUGUGAGGCCUUUCUGCGUCAUAAGAUGACUCUGAUCUCGCCAUCAAUUCUGAAGAAAUACGGCAUACCCUUUGAUAAGGUGACUCAAGAAGCUGGAGAAUUCAUGAUCACUUUUCCUUAUGGUUAUCAUGCUGGCUUCAACCAUGGCUUCAACUGUGCUGAGUCCACUAACUUUGCCACCCUCCGAUGGAUAGAAUACGGCAAGCAGUCUGUGCUGUGCUCAUGCAGGAAGGACAUGGUGAAGAUCUCCAUGGAUGUCUUCGUGAGGAAGUUCCAGCCAGAGCGCUAUAAGCUGUGGAAAGCGGGAAAGGACGUGUCCGUCAUCGACCACACUCUGCCGACCCCUGAGGCUGCCGAGUUCCACAGGGGGGAGUUCCAGCAGAAGAGCAAGAACGGGAAGGACUGUGGGGACGAAAUGGAAGCAGCAGGGGCCAAGGAUGAGGUGGACCAAAAGAGAAGCCUCGCCAAGCACCGAAUAGGAACAAAGAGGCACCGUGUCUGUCUGGAAGUGCCUCAGGAGGUGAGUGAAAGUGAGGCCUUUCCAAAAGAGGAGCUAAAUCCUGGGCAGUUUGAGGUGGAAGAGAGACAGACAACCGGCGUUCAUGCUGUGAAGCCCACCAGUGAGCCUGUACGGCAAGGUGAAGAUGACCCCACUUUACCAGAUUAUCCCGACUCCACAGAGGUGAAAUUUGAAGAGCUCAAAAAUGUCAAACUGGAGGAGGAGGAGGAAGAAGAAGAGCAAGAGGCAGCUGCCUUGGACCUUUCCGUGUCCAACUCUGUGAACCUUGCUGCUGCUGGUAGGGGACCGGCCCCGCCUCCCUCGAAGGAGAGCGGCACCUCCGGCUUUCGCUGCAAACGUGGGGCAGAUUCAGGUUCCUCAGACUCGGAGACCGCCGAGCCGCUCCCCAAGCGGACCCAGAGCCCACCUGGGGUCCUCACCGUCCACAGCUACGCCAAAGGAGACGGAACCGCCGCGGACAGCGAGCAGACCUCUGGGAAGAAAGCUAGUUCUACUGCCAACAUGAGUGAACAGGAGCUUGCCGAGGUUGCAGAGGAGUACAUGCGAUCUCUAGAGGAAAGCAAGAAAUCAAAGGGCCGACGCCAACCCUUGAGCAAACUCCCUCGUCAUCACCCUCUGGUAGUCCAAGAUUGUGUCAGCGAUGACGAGAUGGCCGAGCAGCUGACCCCUGAAGAAGAAGCUGAGGAGACCGAGGCCUGGGCCAAGCCCCUCAGUCAGCUGUGGCAGAACCGACCUUUGAAUUUUGAAGCCGAAAAGGAGUACAACCAGGCCAUGGCCAAGCAGCCCCCUCACUGUGCCGUCUGCAUGCUCUUUCAGACCUACCAGCAGAGCGAGUGUGGCGGCCAGAGUCAGAACUGUGGGAGCGCCCCGGGAGCCGCCCCCGGGAAACUCCGCACCAAGCCCCUGAUUCCCGAGAUGUGCUUCACCACAACCGGCUGCAAUACCGACCUUAAUCUCUCCACCUCCUACCUGGAGGAAGACGGCACCAGCGUCCUGAUCAUCUGCAAGAAAUGCAGCGUCUGCGUCCAUGCCAGUUGUUAUGGGGUUUCCCCGGAAAGGGCUACUGAAGACUGGAUGUGUUCCAGGUGUGCAGCCAAUGCAUUGGAGGAGGACUGCUGUUUGUGCUCUUUGAGAGGAGGAGCCCUGCAGAGAGCAAAUGAUGACAGGUGGGUCCACGUGAUGUGUGCCGUGGCAGUCUUGGAAGCCAAGUUUGUGAAUAUUGCGGAGCGCAGCCCUGUGGACGUGAGCAAGAUUCCUUUGCUUCGCUUCAAACUGAAAUGCAUCUUCUGUAAGAAGCGGAGGAAGAGAAUUGCUGGCUGCUGUGUCCAGUGCUCUCACGGCCGCUGCCCGACGUCCUUUCACGUCAGCUGCGCCCAAGCCGCUGGAGUGAUGAUGCAGCCGGACGACUGGCCUUUUGUGGUCUUCAUUACCUGCUUCCGGCACAAGGUCCCCUCUUACGCUGAGCGCACUAAGGGUGCCCUGCAGGACAUCUCCGCCGGACAGAAAGUGAUAAGCAAACACAAAAAUGGGCGCUUCUAUCAGUGCGAGGUGGUCAGACUCACCACAGAGACCUUCUAUGAAGUCAACUUUGACGACGGCUCCUUCAGUGACAACCUCUACCCGGAAGACAUUGUGAGUCGGGACUGCCUCCAGUUAGGCCCGCCUCCCGAGGGAGAAGUCGUCCAAGUAAGAUGGACAGACGGCCAAGUGUACGGUGCCAAGUUUGUGGCCUCCCAUGCCAUCCAGAUGUAUCAGGUAGAGUUUGAGGAUGGCUCUCAGCUGGUGGUGAAGCGAGAUGACGUAUACACACUGGACGAGGAACUCCCCAAAAGAGUGAAAUCCAGACUGUCGGUGGCUUCAGACAUGCGCUUCACAGAGAUCUUCACCGAGAAGGAGGUCAAACAAGAAAAGAAACGGCAGAGAGUCAUCAACUCACGGUACCGAGAGGAUUACAUUGAGCCCGCCUUGUACCGGGCUAUCAUGGAGUAGAGGUUCUGGGGGACGGAGAGAGAGACCACCCGCCCCCGACCACCACCACUGAGAUGUGAGCACUCCAGAGCCCUAGGACUCGAAACAGACACGUGGAAAUCCGAAUAUUCCUUUGAAAAACAAAACUGCUUUAAAAAAAAAAAUACACCCCUCUGCUCUUCUCUGCCAUGACUAAAGGAUGUGCCUCUGAAGCAGGGUCUUAUGAGGACCCCCACCCCACAGUGGUGGAUGGGCUCAGCAGGAAACUUGAGAUUGGGAAGGGAAAGGCUCGGAAGAGUUUGGCCCCUCUGCCUUCCCAGGCUGGCGUCUCAACGAGCAGAAUGGCUCAGUGGUUUUUUUUCUGUUUUUUUUUUUCCCAGGGCAAAGACACUCGGAUUGGGAAAAUUAUAUUUUCCAUCCUGAAGUGAGAGCGUUGUGGCUACUGCAUCACUGUACCGAGCGUACAGUUUGGUUUCCCGAGUCCCUAUUUUGUCCGUCUCGCCACAAUGAACAGGCAGUAUUACUGGUGCUUGACCCCAAUUUUUUUUUUUUCCUCUUUCCCCUUUUUAUAUUUAUAUAUGUGUAUUUGUCUUGACCGGCUUCCGUCUUAGCAUCUCCUCCUCCCCUCGAGAAAGGCCCCUCUGCCUGAAAGGGCAGAGGCAGGCCAGCGGGAUGUGUGAGAACAAAUGAAAUGUGAAAAAUCAGAUCUUACUUAGUGGGUGGAUGCGGUGGCGUUUGCUCAGGAAGCUGCUGAGUGGUAUGUGCCAGUGUGUAGGGAUGUGGCCUGGAGGCAGAGCAGUUCACAGCGAGGGGUUCCCGGUCCUCAGAGACUCAGACUGAGCGACUCGGAGCCAGCGUGUGAAGGCAUUAAAGACCAGAGGAACUGUGUUGGCCCUCACUUGGGGCGAGGGGCCUGAGAGAGGCCGGGAGCUGCCAAGAAGUCUCCUGGUAGCAGGCUUCCUUCGGGGCCCAGACUCCCAACCCGGUGAAGGCGGUGUGCGUCUAGCAGGGGGGCACAGGGCCCUCGGGAAGGGGCAGUCGUCGGUGAGCGGGUCCGCAUCUGCAUGAGACUUGGGGUGCCCCAUUGAGAAUAUCGGCGGGAGGGCGGCGGGAGAAGGAAGGACCGGGCACCCUGCCGUUCUCAGGGGAUGGCGAAGGCAGCGAGGGGAGCGUUCUCAUGGUUCGGUGACCGGAGCGAAGCCUCGUGACCACGCCGCGGCUUCGAGUUGGGAAGUGCUCCUAACAGAGCAUUAAGUGGUUAAACUGGCAGGCAGAUACCUGUGUGUGAUUGUUGCUAGGAAAUGUGGAAGGUUUUUAUAUUCUGCUAAUGCUCUGGCUUGAGACUAGGGAGCAGGUUUUUAAACAUGACCGGCACUGGAGUGCCUUCUGGAUCGCCAUCCCUUGUGUUUUUAAAUAAUUAAAAAAAGGAAAAAAAAAAAAAA